AAAACACUUAACUCCAAAACCAGAAGUCAAGUGGGUUUUGGGUUUGCCGAGCUACUUGUAUAAAUAUAGCCAAAACCGCAGUCUCUUCUUCCAUCAAACAUUCUUCAUUAGAUAUUUUCUCUUCUACUAUUUUAAGCAAACAAAAGAAUUUUAGUAAAGAAAUGGAAGAAAUAAAGGAGAGAAAGAUCGUAGUAGCAGUGGACGAGAGCGAAGAGAGUAUGGAAGCUCUUUCAUGGAGUCUUGACAAUCUUUUUCCAUAUGGUUCCAAUAAUACCCUCAUCCUCCUCUACGUCAAGCCCCCUCUUCCCGUUUAUUCUUCCAUUGAUGCCGCAGGGUUUAUAGUGACCGGAGAUCCGGUUGCAGCCUUGAAGAAAUACGAAAAUGAGCUUGUGGAAUCAGUCAUGGUUCGAUCUCGAAACGUCUACCAAGAUUUUGAGUCCGAUUUCAAUAUAGAGAGAAAAGUUGGAAGAGGAGAUGCCAAGGAAGUAAUAUGUAACGCAGUUCAGAACCUUAAGGCUGAUAUGUUAGUUAUGGGCACACAUGACUAUGGCUUCUUCAAAAGGGCUUUGCUAGGCAGUGUGAGCGAGUAUUGCGCCAAACGUGUGAAGUGUCCUGUGAUUAUUGUGAAGAAGAAUAUGCCUCAAAAUAAUUGAGCUCAAAAGUCACAAGUCUUAUGAUUGUGUAUGGUUGAGAGCAAUUGAUGCAAUAGUUGAAUCAAUAUUCGUAUGUAAUCCUGUAUAUUAUAUAUAUAUAUAUAUAUGAAUUACUUCUACGUUUUUAUUUUCA
Messenger RNA from Raphanus sativus (radish), 786 nucleotides. Its product is annotated as universal stress protein A-like protein. The transcript has 4 exons. Lineage: Eukaryota; Viridiplantae; Streptophyta; Magnoliopsida; Brassicales; Brassicaceae. Bases 162 to 653 code for a protein of 163 amino acids. The record is from RefSeq and is a predicted model, not a curated record.